AUGCCACGAAACACCUUUCAUGAAAGCGUCAGUGAAUACUCACGGCUUGAAACAGCCCCCGAGUUUGAAUACGAAGACUUAAACGACAAAGACACAAAUCAUCCAGGAAGUGUAUCAGGGGACGAUAGCUUGCGGCCUGAGAGCCAUGGUGAUGAUUUUGACGUUUUGCAUGAAGAUGGUCAAGGAAGAGAUGAAUGCAUAUCUUCAUCAGAUGAAAGCUCGUUUAAUGAGUCUGAGGACCAGUCUUCUGAUGACGAUGUUGAUGAUUAG
This is a messenger RNA of Penicillium angulare, 270 nucleotides long. RefSeq lists its product as uncharacterized. NCBI's taxonomy places the organism in Eukaryota, Fungi, Ascomycota, Eurotiomycetes, Eurotiales, Aspergillaceae. The coding region runs from base 1 to 270 and encodes 89 amino acids. The record is from RefSeq and is a predicted model, not a curated record. The transcript has a single exon.